Molecule: messenger RNA, 2701 nt
Organism: Saimiri boliviensis boliviensis (Bolivian squirrel monkey)
Lineage: Eukaryota; Metazoa; Chordata; Mammalia; Primates; Cebidae
Gene: ZNF584
Product: zinc finger protein 584
Biological process (GO): regulation of transcription by RNA polymerase II
Cellular component (GO): nucleus; PcG protein complex; chromatin
Molecular function (GO): DNA-binding transcription factor activity, RNA polymerase II-specific; RNA polymerase II cis-regulatory region sequence-specific DNA binding
Source: RefSeq, a predicted model, not a curated record
UGACAGGCGUGAGCCACCGCACCCGGCCCUGGCUGGGACGCUUUUCUGAGCCUUGGUGGGGACUCCGUAAAGCGGACACAAUACCAGGGCGAGGAUUUCGAGGCGGCUGCGGGCUCAGGAGGGCUUCUGCGGAGGCCCCGGCGCUGCGCGGUCCGAGGGCCCCACGGGGCCGCCCGCCCACUGCGGGGUCACCGGGGCUCUAGCGACAGGUCCCCGAGGCGGAACUUCCCGACACUCGCGCCUUCGCUUCUGUUCCUGGGGACCAGCGGAGCCUCCACUCCGCCCACCGCCCACCCAUCCCACCGCGCCAAAGAGUGCCCGAAAGCCAACGCCGGAAGCCCCGCCCCCCACGAGGCCCGCCAGACCGUUCACCUUCCUGGGCCGCCAUUGGCUACGUCUGCAUGGCCGCACCUUGAGACGCCUUAUGGGAAAUGUAGUUCACGGCCCCCUCCGAGAGCUAGCGGCGUCCUCCCUUGUCGCCUUGGCAACGACCCCGCCGCGCCGCUAGGAGAGCCGGGAGUGGAGGUCGUGGCUUGAGGGGCGCCGAGCUAGCGGAGGCGCAGGGCACGGAGUUCCCAGAGUUCCCGGAGUUCCGGCGCCUCAGGCCCCCCGCGUGGACCCGGGUGCCUUCCUCGUGAUCUCCUGGGCGAGGUGAAAGGCAGGGACCCUCGCCGCGCCCUCCGCGCGCCGUGCCCCCGCGGCGAGCGGCUCCUCUCCCUCAGACCUGCCGCUCGCGGACAGGCGCCGUGGGCCUCCCGGGCCCCUGCGCCGCCCGCCUUCCCCGCGGCUCCCGGAAGUGGCUCCCUGUCUUCGGAUGCAUUUCCCCCGCGCGGGGAGAGCUUCCCGGGAAGACUCCGCGGCUGCCGAGGGCUCCCGCGUCCCGGACGCGUCUCCGUGGAGGCCGAGGGUCCAAUGGCCGCGGCGGUGCAGGCUCAGUUGGACCCAUCAUUGCAGGGCUUGGUGAUGUUUGAGGAUGUGGCGGUAUAUUUCUCCAGGGAGGAGUGGGGGCUCCUUAAUGUGACCCAGAAGGGCCUAUACCGGGAUGUGAUGCUGGAGAACUUUGCACUCCUUAGCUCACUAGGACUUGCGCCUUCAAGAUCCCCUGUGUUUACCCAACUGGUGGAUGAUGAACAGUCCUGCGUGCCCAGCUGGGUGGAUGUGACUCUAGUCAGCAGAACAGAAGCCAGCAGAGGUCCUGGUGCUGGUCUUGAUGGUCUGUGUAGAGUGGAGGGUGAGAGAGCCCCUCCCAAGCAUAUGAAGAGCUACAGAGUCAUCCAGGACCAAGACACUUGUACUGAGGGGAAACCAAGAAGGUACACUGAGUGUAAGGCAGCCUUCCCACCAAGUUCCAGUUGUGGGCAACAGCAAGGAGUCCAUGUGGCAGAGAAGCUGUUCAAAUGCAGUGACUGUGGGAAGGUGUUCUUGAAGGCCUCUGCCCUCCUUGAUCAUCUGAUAACUCACUCUGAAGAGAGACCCUUCAGAUGCCCAGCAGGCAGAAGUGCUUUCAGGGAGAAGUCAACUCAUAUUAACCCCCGAAAAAUUCACACUGGAGAAACAUCCCAUGUGUGUAAUGAGUGUGGGAAGGCCUUCAGUUACCCGUCUAAGCUGAGGAAACACCAGAAGGUUCACACAGGCAUAAAACCUUUUAAGUGUAGUGAAUGUGGGAAAACCUUCAACCGCAAAGAUGCACUUGUUCUACACCAGAGGAUUCACACUGGAGAAAGGCCUUAUGAGUGCAGCAAAUGUGGGAAGACCUUCAGUGUUCUGUCUACCCUCAUUAGGCACCAGAAAGUGCACACUGGAGAAAGGCCCUAUGAGUGUGCAGAAUGUGGGAAGUUCUUUAAAUACAGUAAUAGCUUCAUUCUUCACCAGCGAGUUCACACUGGAGAAAGGCCUUUUGAAUGCAAGCAGUGUGGGAAAGCCUACGUGACUCGUUCAGGCCUCUAUCAGCACUGGAAAGUCCACACUGGGGAACGGCCCUAUGAAUGUAGCCUGUGUGGGAAAACCUUUACUACUAGGUCCUACCGAAAUCGGCACCAGCAGUUCCACACUGAAGAGAGGUCUUAUGAAUGUACAGAAUGUGGGAAAGCCUUCAAACAUAGUUCUUCUCUCCUUCAGCACAAGAAAGUUCAUACUUCAGAAAGGCCUCAGGAGGACAGGUCACGUGGGAAAGUUGUUAGCUGCUAGAAAAGGUCUUAUUCCAGAAAGAAGAUUGAGGAGAGUGACCAUGAGAGUGCCAUGUGAAAGAAGCUUAACCUUGUGUAUCUCACCCUGGGGAGAGUUCCCGUGUGUGCCUGGUUUGUGGGAACCUUUCAGGAGCCACGUUGGACUCUGACUUUCCUUGGGCUGUUGGCAGUGUCAUGUCACUGUCAGUUUCUGUGAUAGAAGCCAUCCACUUCUGUCCAUCCUGUAAGGUCCCUGCAGCGAGUGGUACAGCAGACCUUGGGCUCCUUGCUCUGAACUGUAGACAGUCAUUAAUGGUGGAGCCCAAAACAGCUCUUUCCUUACCCCUGAAUGGUUUAGCUGUGAUCAUGAUCCAGCUCUGGCCAGAGGAGCUGAGCUGGUAUAUGCUGGGGGCUUGUUGAGAAGGUUUACCAUUUUCAUGGAAAUGGUUGAUAUUACAUGGGGUAUUUGUCAUGCCCUAGCACGGACUGUCUCAUACUGCACUGGACUGUGGUAAUAAAAAGGUUUUAUUGCUUAA